UGACUCGAGAGGGAGUUACUUGCUCUCGAGUCACAAAAUGAAGUGCGUGAAGGAUCUUGCAAUUCAGUAUCUCAUAGAGACCUAACCUUGAAAGUGUUUCAAGCACUUCUGUCAAAUUCUCCAACGAGCUUACGUGGAUUAUUAAUAACAACUUUUAGAAUGUCAUCCAUUAAGUUGCUAGAAGACAGAAUUAUUAAUUUGGAGAAGCAAGUGUAUGGACCAAGCGAGACAAUUAAUAUUGAUGAUUCUGUACCAUCAAAUGCUGUCAUUGAUCGUCUGCUAGAUGUCAGCUCAUUAAUAUCCUCCGCAUUGUCGGGCAGAGAGAAGCCAAAUGCGAUCAUCAAACGGUUGCCGGAGCUAAAUGGCUACUUGGAUCCUGUUUCUGAGGAUAUUGACAUUCCCACAAGUGCUAAAGCACAAUUAUUGUUGACAGUGGAGCCAGAGAUUAUGGAGAAUUACAAGCUUUUAACUAAAAUGCAAGAACUUGAGCCUGUUUUAGAGUCUGAGCGUAUCAAGAAUGUUCCUGAAUUUAACAAUACAUUUAAUAAGUUAUCGCUGUCAUAUCUCAAAGCUUACGAGGAUUCUAAAGAACUGAAUGCUCAUGUACAGGAUCUUUUAUCUAAAUAUAAUGCAGUCAUAAACAGCAUAUCAGUUUCAUUGAUUACUUUGGAUGCUGCAAUUACUGCUGCGGAAAUAGCAGCUAUGCCAAAGAAACAAAUAGAAGAUGAUUGAGGAGAUAAUUAUCGUUCUGUCUACUAAGUGUAUUAGUGUUAAUUAAUUUUUUAAAUGUAUUAGUGUUAAUUUUUUAAGUGUAUUAGUGUUAAUUAAUUUUUUAAAUGUAUUUUUUAAAUGUAUUUUUUUUACAUGCAAAAUUAAUUUAAUCAGUAAUAUUUUAAAUUAUUUAUUAUAGUGCAAAAUUAAUUUUAUCAGUAAUAUUUUAAAUUAUUUAUUAUAGUGAAAUGUUCUUUAGAAUCACUCUGGCUUAAAUUAGAAUAAAAAUGUAUCGCGAUUUCGUUUAAAAUACAUUUAUUUGUUAUUUUUAUUUUCGAAAUAUAUAAAAAUAUGCAUUCAUCAAUGACUAUGCAUAUAUAAACAUACUUUUAUCUUGUUGUAUCUCUAUAACAAUGCAUUUUAUUAAAAUACUCAUAUUAUAUA
This is a messenger RNA of Odontomachus brunneus, 1155 nucleotides long. RefSeq names its product dynactin subunit 3 (gene DCTN3-p24). The coding region runs from base 160 to 732 and encodes 190 amino acids. Lineage: Eukaryota; Metazoa; Arthropoda; Insecta; Hymenoptera; Formicidae. The record is from RefSeq and is a predicted model, not a curated record. The transcript is spliced from 2 exons. Gene Ontology annotation, biological process: cytoskeleton-dependent cytokinesis. Gene Ontology annotation, cellular component: dynactin complex.